UAACCUGUCUUUAGCUCCACCCAGUCCCCCACCACUUUCAUUCUUAACUCAACAAAAAACCCAUUAUCUCUCUUUCUCUAAUCAUUCUUUACUUUAUAUGUUCAACUCAAUAUGUCACCAGCCUUAGGAGAAUUUACCGGAGAAGAAGAUGUACAGCUUCCUGCUGACAAAACUCUUUUCGGUAAAUACGAGCUAGGGAAGCUUUUAGGCUAUGGCGCUUUCGCCAAAGUCUAUCAAGGCUGGGACAUCGAGUCUGAACAAAGUGUCGCGAUUAAGGCGAUUAACAAACAAAGAGUUGUGAAAGGCGGCUUAACGGGUCAUGUUAAGCGUGAGAUAUCCGCCAUGAGAAGGCUUCAUCAUCCAAAUAUUGUGCGAUUACAUGAAGUAAUGGCGAACCAAAAGAAGAUAUAUUUUAUAUUAGAGUUCGCCAAAGGUGGCGAACUCUUUUCAAAAGUUGCAAAAUCACGCUUUAGUGAAGAUCUGAGUAGAAGAUAUUUCCAACAGCUGAUUUCAGCUGUUGGAUAUUGUCAUUCUCGAGGUGUGUACCAUCGAGAUUUGAAACCAGAGAAUUUACUUUUAGAUGAAAAUUGGAAUCUAAAAGUAACUGAUUUUGGUUUGUCUGCUGUAACUGACCAGGUGUCAGGGACAGCAGACAAGGUACUACAUACGAUGUGUGGUACACCUGCUUAUGUGGCACCAGAGAUUUUAGCUAAAAAAGGUUAUGAUGGUGCUAAAGUUGAUAUAUGGUCAUGUGGGAUUAUAUUAUUUGUUCUUAAUGCGGGUUAUUUACCUUUUAAUGAUCCGAAUUUAAUGGUUAUGUAUAGAAAAAUAUAUAAAGGGGAAUUUCGUGUCCCCAAAUGGACGUCUCCAGAGCUGAGACGUUUUUUAUCGCGUCUUCUGGACACAAAUCCCAAAACACGGAUCACUGUUGAAGAAAUAUACAGUGAUCCGUGGUUCAGGAUUGGGUACAAAGACGCUGAUAUUAAGUCCCAAUAUUUUGAAACAACUAAGGAUGACGGUGGUCGGAAUUUAAAGAACUUGAAUGCAUUUGACAUCAUAUCAUUUUCGUCCGGGUAUAAUUUAUCGGGUUUGUUUGACGAACAAGAUGCGGGAGAGAUGUUUUUGUCGACGGUGGCGCCGGAGGCGAUAAUCGAGAAGGUGGCUGAUGCGGCGGAGGAAGAAGGGUUAAAGGUGGCGAUGAGAAAAAAGUGGUGUGUAAAAGUUGAUGGAGGGCAAUAUAGUAAUUUCACAUUGAUGGUGGAGGUUAAAGGGUUGACGGAGGAGAUAGUGGUGGUUGAAAUUAGGUGGAGAGAAUGUGAGAAUGAAUCCGGUCAAGAAAUGUGGAAAGAUAAACUUAGGCCAAUGUUGAGUAAUUUAAUUUACCAACCUGAGGUUAACUCAGAGUAAUUAAUGAAAAUAAAACACAACAUCAAAACGUAAAUA
Messenger RNA from Erigeron canadensis, 1443 nucleotides. Its product is annotated as CBL-interacting serine/threonine-protein kinase 14-like. The transcript has a single exon. The record is from RefSeq and is a predicted model, not a curated record. Gene Ontology annotation, biological process: signal transduction; protein phosphorylation. NCBI's taxonomy places the organism in Eukaryota, Viridiplantae, Streptophyta, Magnoliopsida, Asterales, Asteraceae. Gene Ontology annotation, molecular function: ATP binding; protein kinase activity. Bases 112 to 1407 code for a protein of 431 amino acids.